UAAGGAUAUAAAACCUUGAGACAAGAGGAUGCUCUUCUCUCAAACCCGCUGCCAUCUCAGUGGUGGAAAUGUUGGAGUUGGGGAGGGUCGACUUUGAGGUGACAUUGACGCUAUGUAGAUGAGAGUGAGGAUCCUGCGCUCAAUGUUACGUCCCUGCUCGCUUCAACUCAGACGGCGGCAGCUCCUUUCCCCGUCUUCACUCCCCUCCUCUCUUUCAGCACCACUCCUUUCAGGACAGCACCUCGCUCUCAAAGACGCAUUUGUCCACCAACCUCCCCCCUCAGGAUCCUAUAUGUGUUCGCUUUCGUCGGAUGCAAAGUUUUCACCUUGGUUUUAAUCUAAAAGCGCAAGAAAGUAACUUUUUUUUUUUUUUUUUCGGAUUUUCCCAUCGGGGAAAAAAUCUGGUAAAUAAACGAUUUUUACUGGUUGUUGGACCGCGGCUCAACUGCCCCUGCUUCUGCUCUUGAUUAUCAAUCUUAUUACCCCGAUUAUUCGUCUCUACUCGGUGUUAUCUGGGAGCUAGGUGUACAGGACGGAGAAUCUGUUUACCUGGACCGGUACUGAAACCCCCUCCUCUUCACAGGUCAGGACUAUCCAACACGCACAGUGACCAUGGCCACCAACGGGACCAAAGCCUCGGACGGACACGUCUUAACGGAGACGGUGAAUGACGCGCCCACCACCACGCCAAACGACAAACCCAAAACCUUGGUGGUGAAAGUGCAGAAGACGAAAAAUGAGAUACCCGAGAGAGAGACCUGGGGUGGGAAAUUUGACUUUCUUCUCUCUUGUGUCGGAUACGCAAUCGGACUCGGAAAUGUGUGGAGAUUUCCUUAUUUAUGUGGAAAGAACGGAGGAGGGGCCUUCUUGAUUCCUUACUUUUUGACCCUCAUAUUUGCUGGAAUGCCACUGUUCUUUCUGGAGACGGCUCUUGGUCAGUACACUUCUAUUGGAGGGCUUGGAGUGUGGAAGCUGGCCCCCAUGUUCAAAGGUGUGGGUCUGGCUGCUGCUGUUUUAUCCUUCUGGCUAAACAUCUAUUAUAUUGUAAUCAUUUCCUGGGCUAUUUACUACCUGUACAACUCCUUCACUUCUGAUCUGCCAUGGCAGAGCUGUGGCAAUUCCUGGAACACAGACCGCUGCUACACCAACUACAGCAUUGCGGACACCAGAAACCUCACCAGCGCAGUGGUGGAGUUCUGGGAACGUAACAUGCACCAGAUGACCGAUGGUCUGGAGAAGCCUGGGGAGGUCAGGAUCCCACUGGCUAUUACACUCGCCAUUGCAUGGGUGCUUGUCUAUUUCUGUAUCUGGAAGGGGGUCAGCUGGACUGGCAAAGUGGUGUACUUCUCAGCCACAUACCCUUACUUUAUGCUGUUCAUCCUGUUUUGUCGUGGUAUCUCUCUACCUGGUGCAAUUGAUGGGAUCCUCUUCUAUAUCACACCAGACUUUGCCAAACUUAAGGAGUCUGAGGUGUGGCUGGAUGCUGCCACUCAGAUCUUCUUUUCCUAUGGGCUGGGAUUAGGCUCUCUGAUAGCUCUUGGCAGCUACAAUACCUUCAAUAACAAUGUGUACAGAGAUUCUGUCAUUGUCUGUUGCAUCAACUCCUUCACUAGCAUGUUCGCUGGCUUUGUCAUCUUCUCUAUUGUGGGAUUUAUGGCCAAUGUAACAAAGAGACCCAUCGCUGAUGUGGCAGCCUCAGGACCUGGCCUGGCAUUUUUGGCUUAUCCUGAGGCCGUCACCCAGCUGCCAGUUUCUCCUCUCUGGGCCAUACUCUUUUUCUCCAUGCUGCUGAUGCUGGGUAUUGACAGCCAGUUCUGCACUGUGGAAGGUUUCAUCACUGCACUGGUUGAUGAAUUCCCUCAAGUUCUCCGAAACCGCAGAGAGAUCUUCAUCGCUGUCGUCUGCCUUGUUUCUUACAUCAUUGGACUUUCCAACAUCACACAGGGUGGACUGUAUGUGUUCAAGCUAUUCGACUACUAUUCAGCUAGUGGAAUGUGCCUGCUCUUCCUGGUCUUCUUUGAGUGCAUCUCUAUUUCCUGGUUUUAUGGUGCAAACAAAUUCUAUGACAACAUUGAGGAAAUGGUUGGCUACAGGCCCUGUCUGUGGUGGAAGGCCUGCUGGGUCGUUUUCACUCCGCUCAUUGUGGCUGGAGUCUUCUUGUUCAGUGCAGUGCAGAUGGUUCCCCUCACCAUGGGUGACUAUGUGUUCCCAGCCUGGGGCCAGGGGGUUGGCUGGUGCAUGGCCCUCUCCUCCAUGACCCUCAUCCCAGGCUACAUGGGCUACAUGUUCCUCACACUCAAAGGCACAUAUAAAGAGCGUCUGCGGAUGAUGAUCAAGCCUGUCGUACUGGUGAAGGCUCAGGAAAAUGGCCCUGACCAGCAGACAGAAAACCAGAGUCAGAACCCUGCCAACGAGGAAGCUUACAUCUAGAAACUUCUGCCUGUCUCUGACUCGACGGCCAGACUGGCAAUCUACAUAGAAGGAAACGUAAUCAAGGUUGGGAACGACCACCAGACUUCCAUGUCUGCUUUUAUUCACCUACCUCCUGGGGACACGUGAGACCAACCUGAUUACACAGUUAUUUUUAGGGGGUUUUCUGUUUUGUUUAUUUGUAUAAUACAGAGUUAUAAAACUUAUGAGGAAAAACAAACUACCCAGCAAAAUUGUUGUGAUAUCAUGGAUUUCAUUAUGCAAAAAAGUUAGUCUUCUUAGAAAAGCAAAUGUGACUUAGGAAAUUACUGUAUAUUGAAUAUAUAAUUUAAAUUUGGAGGCCCACGUUGAUUCAAUAGUAUUGUGCUACUGAAGAUAUUAAUUAUUCUACUAAACUACAAUUACUGUACAAAGAAAAAAUAUUGGUUAAUUUUGCUUGUACAUGAAAUAAAUACAUUAAAAUGAAUGCAGUGUAUUAGGUGAAAAAAAUGCAAUUUGAAAGUUUGUAAAGUGAAAAUUGAAUAUUGACCAAUUUAAGGCAAUGACAAUAUGGGGAUGUGCAACAGGUAAGGCCAAAUCUGCUUGUAUGUGUACAAUAUAAUUUAGACAGACUAUCACUCCCUUGGAGGAUCCUGCAGUUCCUCUAUGAUGUUUACCACCCAUGUCUGGGGCUACCUUUGAAAAGCACAAGCACAGUAUGGAAUUUUGAACCGUCACACUUUUUUUUGGCUCAAUUGAAAAUUGUGACAACAGCAAAAAUAACUUACAUAGGAUACAUAGCAAGAGACUGUUAUAAUUGUUUCUUUGUUUUCUAAAGAACAAUAACUUUGUAUGUUGUCUGAAUCUUUUUUGUAGAAUCAUUUUUAGGUCAUUUUCUAUAUGUGAGAGUGAGAAGGACCAAAAUCUAAACUCAAGUUUGAAAGAUUGGUACAGAAUUUUAACCCGCUGGCUGUAUAUGGAUUAACUCAAGCAUCCCUUUUUGUCUCUCUAAAGAGAAACUGGGUACAGUAGUGGAGACAACAUCCGCCUACAAGCACAAUUUGGAUCUGUAAACUACCACCUCUAAAAAUGUAGGUGUAGCCAAUACAGAAAUCCCACAUUUGCACUGUGCGUACAAUAUUUCUGCCUGACAUUAUUUGGAAAAUGUAGAUUUUGACAACCAGUUAAGUGUAAAGACAGAGUUGGGUUGCAAUAAGCCAAUGCUAAUUCUGAUCUAUAUUUGAAACUGUGAGAAUGAAUAGUUACCACUAUUCUGACUGGAGCCGUUUACUUGUAUAUCUAUUUAGUAACCCACUUCUCAGGAACAAAGGUGGACGUGACCAAAUUCUCUCAGAUACUACCAUUAUACACUGAAACAAUUAAUGAUGUAUUUUUU
Molecule: messenger RNA, 3805 nt
Organism: Micropterus salmoides (largemouth bass)
Lineage: Eukaryota; Metazoa; Chordata; Actinopteri; Centrarchiformes; Centrarchidae
Gene: slc6a1b
Product: solute carrier family 6 member 1b
Exons: 15
Coding region: 613-2430 (605 amino acids)
Biological process (GO): sodium ion transmembrane transport; neurotransmitter transport
Cellular component (GO): axon; plasma membrane; cell surface
Molecular function (GO): gamma-aminobutyric acid:sodium:chloride symporter activity
Source: RefSeq, a predicted model, not a curated record